Cherax quadricarinatus is the source of this 2038-nucleotide messenger RNA. The record is from RefSeq and is a predicted model, not a curated record. Lineage: Eukaryota; Metazoa; Arthropoda; Malacostraca; Decapoda; Parastacidae.
AUGGGGCAUUCCAUCGACCGGUAUGAUGUGACAGUGUGCUUAUACAUACAUGGCAUGUGCAUUAUUGAUGCAAAGAACAGAUACAUCUCUGCUACAGUUGUGUCCUUUCACUUGUGUGGCCAUGAUCUUGGUGAAACAAUUGUGUGUGCCAUGGUGUAUUUGAAAUUUGGUAGAGUUUGGCCAGUGGAGGUAAAUAAAAGUUCAAAGAAUUUUCUAAGAAGAGUUAACCAGUGUGUGCUUGAAAGGCAGUGUGAUAGAAGUCUUGCUUAUAUAGCUUCUCAAGUCACUGCUGAUGAAGAGAAUUAUGAAGACUAUCUUAUAAAUUCAGGCUCUGCAAUCAAGAUAAACAACCUGUUACCUGUUAAAGGACUGACUGAUGUUAUGCAGAAAGUUGCAGUAAACACUGGAAGUGAAGUAUACCUGACUCAUGUUGAAGGCAAUGGAAUAGUUUGGCUUCAGUGCAAAGUAGACUCUGAUGUCGUAUUAGAAAUAGAAGAAAAAAUUAAAACACUCUUGGUUAAAAGCAAGGCUCCUGCUGAAAUUGCUGUUGGAAUGCCAUGCAUUGUGCAGAGCUCACAAGAUUCGUGGUGGUAUAGAGCCUUAGUCAAAAAUAUAUAUGAAGAAAGAGUGGAAGUCCUUUGUAUUGAUUAUGGUAACUCUGAAGCUGUCCAUUUCUCACGGGUAUGUAUUGAUCUUAAUCUGAGGGCUUGUAAAAUUUUCUUUUAGAGGUAUUUGUUUAUGGUUUAUUGCCAGUGGAAAGUCUUUUUCUUCUUGGUGUUGCGAAUAAGAAAUUUUUUAAAGAACUUCAGAAUGUGGCCUGUUACCAUUUAUUUCUUAUGCAACAAGAUUUUUGGAUCCGAGUUCUUUAAAUGUCUUUUAGAGUCUAGGGGAAAUAAUUUCAACUGGGAAACUCCAUAGAAUAAUAUUCAAAUUUAUUAAAGUAUUUAAAUACAAUACUUUAUCUUCUCUUUGUAGUUAAUUUAACUUAAUACUUUGUACAAUAAAAUUACCAUAUACAUUGAGCUCCAAAUCAUGGAAAUGUCAUAUUAAUAAGGAAGUUUAAUUAUUCUUCCUGUAUCUAAGUCCUCAUUAAUAUUUACGUCUCAUUCUUAACAAGACUGUAGACUCAAAAUACAAAAGGUACAAGAUUUAACAAGACCUUUGAAUCUGGCCGUAUAGUAUCUCUAUGAAUUACUGAACUGACCAAGAAUAUAAAUAUCAAAAGAGUCUUUCAAAGUAAUGAGGAACAAAUUGAGUCAGCUCUAUAGUCCAAUUCUCAAAACCAUUCAACUGUACACCGUAAGAGCCAAUAUACGAUCAGUUGUCAGGGCUAGAGCUGGGAGCAGACUCACUACUUGCCAGCCUGUUGACGUGUCGUCAGGUCGGAUCAGCUGAGCCACGUCAGCCAGCCGGACAUGAACAACUGAACAAUUCACCGGAUGGUUCCGAGACUUAAACUCUAUAUACACAAGAAAUCCUACCUAACCAUAAUAGUAAAAUAAUAGUGAUUAUCACUAUUAUUACAAAAUAGUGAUAAUAAUAAUAGUGAUAAUUACAAAAUAGUGAUAAUAACAAAAAUAGUGAUAAUACCAUGGUAUUUUUCAUAUAUUAACAGAUAAUAAUAUAACGCCGAAAGUCUCUAUUUUAGCUAUAAAUGGGGACUUUCGCGCUAUAAUAUUAAGUGAUGAACAUAUGCUCUUACAAUAUUUAAAUAACACAGGAUGACCAAUUUCAAAGAUAUAACACCCCCCAUAUGACAAUAGGUUGCAGUAGGGAGUUUGCAAGCGUCCUUGGUAAUAUCUCCUUUAUAGUGAGCGUCCUCUUGGUAAAUAAGGCAAGUAGUACGACGGAAGAAUGGAGAAGCAAGAACUCGAACAGCAUGGUUAUUUGCCAGAGGAUGAGCUUUUGGAACAAUGGCCAGAAGAACUAUCUGGAGUGGCUUCCAUCAUAAUUCGAGAAUAAGAGUCUCGGACAUGACUGUCAGGGUCAUCCAUGUGUACUUAAUACUUCGUCCCAUCAACGAAACGGCUUUCAUAGU